UUUUCACUUUGGACAGUGAAGAAGACUGUCACUCUCUGCAGUCAGUCUCAGUUGUGAAGAAGUGUUUGAAACCCCCCAAAAAACACACACAGUUACACACAAAUACACACACUUUAAUUAUUAUAUCUAUACACACACUCUUCCUGAACCUAUAGAUAUAGAGAGAGAGAUAGAGAGAGAAAAGGAAAAAAGUGAAUGAUGAAAAAGUAGAGAAUAAAGAGGAGAAAAGGUAAAAAUUGGCAUCACUGUGAUGGAAUGCCACAUCCUCAAAAAUUGGAGAGGAUAUUAGGAUAUUGAUACUCAUCAGCCUUACUCAUGGCAUCUGCUGGCUUAGGACAUGGAGGAGCUGGGAGCUCAAGAUCUGCUAAUGGCUUCAAGGUCUCAUCUAGUUCAGUUGAUUGGCUGGGAAGGGAGAUGCUUGAGAUGAGAUUGAGGGACAGAGUGGACGCCGAUGAUGAUAGGGAUAGCGAACCCGAUAUAAUUGAUGGUGUGGGUGCUGAAACAGGGCAUGUCAUAAGGACCACCAUCGGUGGUCGAAAUGGUCAGUCCAAGCAGGUGGUCAGUUACAUAGCAGAACAUGUUGUUGGAACUGGUUCAUUUGGAGUAGUUUUUCAAGCAAAGUGCAGAGAGACUGGAGAAAUAGUUGCUAUCAAGAAGGUUCUUCAGGACAAACGCUACAAGAAUAGGGAGUUACAGAUUAUGCAAAUGUUGGAUCAUCCCAAUAUUGUGGCUCUAAAGCAUUCAUUCUUUGCAAAAACUGAAAAGGAAGAGCUAUACCUAAAUCUUGUUCUGGAAUAUGUUCCUGAAACUGUUAACCGUAUUGCCCGGCAAUACAGCAGGAUGAACCAGCGAAUGCCAUUGAUAUAUGUCAAACUUUACACCUAUCAGAUAUGCCGAGCCCUUGCUUAUAUACAUAAUUGUAUUGGUAUUUGUCACCGUGAUAUCAAGCCGCAAAAUUUACUUGUGAAUCCGCACACACAUCAGCUCAAACUUUGUGAUUUUGGGAGUGCCAAAGUUUUGGUGAAAGGGGAGCCCAAUGUGUCCUACAUCUGUUCGCGGUAUUAUCGUGCUCCUGAACUCAUAUUUGGUGCCACGGAAUAUACAACUGCAAUAGAUAUAUGGUCAACUGGUUGCGUAAUGGCUGAAUUACUUCUUGGACAGCCCUUGUUUCCAGGAGAAAGCGGAGUUGAUCAACUAGUUGAAAUUAUUAAGGUUUUGGGAACACCUACCAGAGAGGAGAUCAAGUGCAUGAAUCCAAACUAUACAGAGUUCAAGUUCCCACAGAUCAAGCCCCAUCCUUGGCACAAGGUCUUCCAGAAGCGUCUACCUCCAGAGGCAGUGGACUUGGUAUGUCGGUUUUUCCAGUACUCACCAAAUCUAAGAUGCACAGCUUUGGAGGCUUGCAUUCACCCUUUCUUUGAUGAAUUGAGGGAUCCCAACACCCGGCUUCCAAAUGGUCGCCCACUUCCUCCACUCUUUAAUUUUAAACCUCAAGAGCUUGCCGGUAUACCUCCAGAUACUAUCCACCGCCUCAUUCCAGAGCACGCUAGAAGGCAGAACUUGUUCAUGGCUUUCCACUCCUAGUCACUGUAAGGUACCCAAAAUGUCCUGCUCGAUCACUGCAUGGAGCUAUGCGUCGUGCAGCACUUAGAACCUUGUUACAGCUUACGGUUGUGCACCAUCAGCGCUUCUUGUCUGUAAAAAUGGCUUGAAGUUUCCGGGACUAUUUGUAAAGGAGAAGAGUUUUUAGCUUGACGAACGUAUAUCCCAUUACAGCGAUAUGGUCUUGGGAACUGCAUGCAUAUUUACAACGGCUCUUUAUACCGAUACUAUAGUGAAGAAUGAAAAUGCGUAUAGGUCAGUUUUCGUAUUACACGCCUAUGUAAAUGGUUUCUCUGCAUUGUCAAAAGCUCUAGCCUUUGGACUAUGCUAAGUUGUAGAUUGUAACUUUUCCCUUAAUUUCUAUUUUCUUGGAGAUUAUUAUUUCACUUUUGUCAAGUUUUUAUGUGAUUUCACUUCAGUUUCUA
Molecule: messenger RNA, 2027 nt
Organism: Sesamum indicum (sesame)
Lineage: Eukaryota; Viridiplantae; Streptophyta; Magnoliopsida; Lamiales; Pedaliaceae
Gene: SK41
Product: shaggy-like protein kinase 41
Biological process (GO): peptidyl-threonine phosphorylation; cell differentiation; signal transduction
Cellular component (GO): cytoplasm; nucleus
Molecular function (GO): ATP binding; protein serine/threonine kinase activity
Source: RefSeq, a predicted model, not a curated record